AUGGUAACAAUAACAAUUAAAUUAAGGCUGACAAAAAAGAAUAACCCAGUUUAAUAGCCAAAAGGAAAGAAGGGAAAGAAAACCGGAGAGGAAACAACUCAAUAAGUUGUUGCUACUUUGGGACCAAAUGUUGCAGGAAAUGAAUUAGUAUUUGGAGUAGCUCACAUCUUGUCAACUUGGAAUGACACCUUCAUUCACAUCACCGAUUUGACAGGCAGAGAAACAUUGGCUAGAGUCACUGGUGGAAUGAAAGUCAAAUCUGACAGAGAGGAAUCUUCACCAUAUGCAGCCAUGCAAGCAGCCAAGGAUGUUUAUGAGAAGUUGAAAACACUCAAAAUCAAUGCUUUGCAUAUUAAAUUAAGAGCAAGAGGAGGUGUCGAUACCAGACAACCAGGACCUGGUGCUCAAGCUGCUCUAAGGGCUUUGGCUCGUUUGGGACUCAAAAUCGGAAGAAUUGAAGAUGUUACUCCAAUCCCAACCGACUCUACUAGAAGACCUGGAGGUAGAAGAGGAAGAAGAUUAUGAAAAGUCAAAUAAAAACAUACAUUAUAUUAUACAUGUACAUUUAUUAAUUAAAAUA
Paramecium tetraurelia is the source of this 580-nucleotide messenger RNA. RefSeq lists its product as uncharacterized. Lineage: Eukaryota; Ciliophora; Oligohymenophorea; Peniculida; Parameciidae. Gene Ontology annotation, cellular component: cytosolic small ribosomal subunit; ribosome. The record is from RefSeq and is a predicted model, not a curated record. Gene Ontology annotation, biological process: ribosomal small subunit assembly; translation; maturation of SSU-rRNA from tricistronic rRNA transcript (SSU-rRNA, 5.8S rRNA, LSU-rRNA). Gene Ontology annotation, molecular function: structural constituent of ribosome; mRNA 5'-UTR binding; small ribosomal subunit rRNA binding. The transcript is spliced from 2 exons.